Molecule: messenger RNA, 447 nt
Organism: Plasmodium vinckei vinckei
Lineage: Eukaryota; Apicomplexa; Aconoidasida; Haemosporida; Plasmodiidae
Product: cytochrome b5, putative
Exons: 6
Coding region: 1-447 (148 amino acids)
Molecular function (GO): heme binding
Source: RefSeq, a predicted model, not a curated record
AUGUAUAAAAAACAUUGUUUUACGAAUAUAAAAUAUCUCCUUGUGGUUAUAAUUUUAGUUAUAACCUUUGUAAGAAUGGAGGAAAAACAAACUAACAGAUUGGAUACCAUAUCUCCUAAGAAAUUAAAAGAUGAAUUAUCCAAAUCACAUGGAGCAAAUCAAAUGGUAUAUAAUAUUAUUUCUGAAGGAUUAAAGGAAGAUGUUGAACCCGGAAAAAAAUAUACAAAAGAAGAGGUAGAAAAACACAACAAGGCUACUGAUGCUUGGGUCAUUUAUAAGAACAAAGUUUAUGAUGUGACAUACUAUCUUAAGUAUCACCCAGGAGGAGAAGAUAUAUUGCUAGAACGAGCAGGAACUGAUGUUACCGACUUAGUUUUUGCAUAUCAUAGUUGGGUGAAUGUUGAAAAAAUAUUAGAAAAUACUUAUCUUGGGGAUAUUAUCGAAUAA